Penicillium mononematosum is the source of this 1497-nucleotide messenger RNA. Its product is annotated as glycoside hydrolase family 72 protein. Gene Ontology annotation, cellular component: fungal-type cell wall; cytoplasm. The transcript is spliced from 6 exons. The record is from RefSeq and is a predicted model, not a curated record. Gene Ontology annotation, molecular function: 1,3-beta-glucanosyltransferase activity. Gene Ontology annotation, biological process: fungal-type cell wall (1->3)-beta-D-glucan biosynthetic process. Lineage: Eukaryota; Fungi; Ascomycota; Eurotiomycetes; Eurotiales; Aspergillaceae. The coding region runs from base 1 to 1497 and encodes 498 amino acids.
AUGAAGUUCUCCUUGGUAGCACUGGCAACCCUGGCUGGGGUUGCUGUUGCUGAUUUGGAUCCCAUCGUCAUCAAGGGUUCCAAGUUCUUCUAUUCUAGCAAUGACACUCAAUUCUUCAUGCGUGGAAUCGCCUAUCAACAGGAAAGCACAACCAGCAGUGGCUACACUGACCCUCUCGCCGAUCCCACCGCCUGUGCGCGUGAUGUGCCCAUCAUGGCGAAGCUGCGCACCAACGUUAUCCGUACCUAUGCCAUCAACGCCUCUGCUGACCACUCGGAGUGUAUGAAGCUCUUGGCGGACGCGGGUAUCUACGUGAUCUCCGAUCUAUCCAACCCCAAUCUAUCGAUUGAUCGAAGCGAUCCUACGUGGGAAACCGAUCUCUUUGCCCGAUACACCAGUGUUGUUGAUGAACUGGCCCAGUACAACAACACCAUUGGUUUCUUCGCUGGAAAUGAGGUUGCCAACAGCGUCAAUACUUCCGACUCCAGCGCUUUCGUCAAGGCCGCCGUUCGUGAUACCAAGAAGUACAUCAAGAACAAGGGCUACCGCCCUAUGGGUGUUGGAUAUGCUACCGCCGAUGUGGCCGACAUCCGUGCGGACAUGGCCGAUUACUUCAACUGCGGUGAGGCCGACGAGUCUAUUGACUUCUGGGGAUACAACAUCUACUCGUGGUGCGGCGAGUCGACCUACGCGAAAUCUGGAUACAAGGAUCGCACCGAAGAGUUUGCCAACUACUCCGUCCCUGUCUUCUUCGCCGAGUACGGUUGCAACGAGGAGGCCAACAACUACGGUCUGGUUUCCGUCGUCGAUAGCACCAGUGUCAGCACCAUGGCCGACUUCAAGUACUAUUCCAGCCAGAUUGCCAGUGUCAACCCCACUGGUGUCAAGAAGGCCUCCUACACUCCCACCAACACUGCCCUGCGAAGCUGCCCUACUGUCGGAUCCUCGUGGUCCGCUGAACCUUCCCCUCUGCCCCCUGUCGCCGAUAUCCAGCUGUGCGACUGCAUGUACGAUGCCUCCGCCUGCGUUGUCGCCGAUUCCCUCUCCUCGACGAAGUACGCCAAGCUGUUCAGCACUGUCUGCGGUUACACCGACUGCAGCGGACUGACCGCCAAUGCCACCACCGGCGAGUACGGUGCUUACAGCAUGUGCUCGACCAAGCAGCAACUCGCCUUUGCUCUGAACAAGUACUACGUUGAGCAGAACCGUGCUGCCGAUGCUUGUAGCUUCGCCGGGUCUGCAACCGUCAAGUCUGUGACCAAGGCCACUGGCACUUGCGCUACACAGAUGAAGGAGGCUGGAACUGCUGGAACUGGAACUAUUACCACUGAGAACACUGGCACGGCGGGCUCUGGCUCUGCUUCCUCGACGGGCUCGUCGACCACAUCUAGCAGCGGCGCUAUCAGCAUGCACUCCAGCUCUUCGUUCGGCUCUUUCCAGGUGGCUGCCUACAUUGCCACCGCACUCCUGGCGGGUGUUGGAAUGAUCGCUCUGUAG